This is a messenger RNA of Manihot esculenta (cassava), 4334 nucleotides long. Its product is annotated as ethylene-responsive transcription factor RAP2-10. Gene Ontology annotation, biological process: regulation of DNA-templated transcription. NCBI's taxonomy places the organism in Eukaryota, Viridiplantae, Streptophyta, Magnoliopsida, Malpighiales, Euphorbiaceae. Gene Ontology annotation, molecular function: DNA binding; DNA-binding transcription factor activity. The record is from RefSeq and is a predicted model, not a curated record. The transcript has a single exon. The coding region runs from base 409 to 984 and encodes 191 amino acids.
CUCCUCCUCUCUCCAAGUCUCUCCCAUAACAUAUAAGGCAAACAACAUAAACACAACACCCUUCACACUCACACCCCCCUUUGCCUUUAAACAAUUUCCACAAAGAUUUGUCGGUGAAUUUGGAUUUUCUGAUUUUUUUUCUUUUAUCACCCAUCUUUUUUUAUUAAAAAUAAAAAAACAAAAAUCACCAUUAACGUGUAAGAUUACCCAGAUGACUCUCCCCCUCUUUUCAUACCUGGCUACAGCAUUAAACCCAUAUCUUCCCCAAUCUGUUCUGCCAUGAAAGCUCGCUGAUUUUGGACUUGGGUUUCUAUAACACAGCUACUUUUUCUCCUUCUAGAGAGGGAAGAGAAGGGGGAAGUGGGUGUUUGGGAAUCUUCGGUAAUUGGUCGAUUUUUUUUUUAAGCGAUGGAAAAUGGAGUGGAAAAGGCGAUGGCCACGAGGAAGCGAGGAGAUGGAACGGUGGACGGCGACAGACAGUACAAGGGGAUAAGGAUGAGGAAGUGGGGCAAAUGGGUGGCUGAGAUAAGAGAGCCUAACAAACGCUCGAGGAUUUGGCUGGGUUCAUAUUCAACUCCUGUGGCUGCGGCUCGGGCCUAUGACACGGCGGUCUUCUAUUUGAGAGGGCCAUCGGCGAGGCUUAAUUUCCCGGAGUUUUUAGCAGGAGAAAGUAUCGGCGGAGUUUGCGGUGACAUGUCGGCCGCUUCGAUAAGGAAAAAAGCGACCGAGGUUGGAGCUAGAGUUGACGCUCUGGAGACGGCUUUGAGUCACCAUCACCAUCACCACCACCACCACCACCACCACCACCACCACCAUGACCACCAUCGAAGUAGCAGUAGCAGUAGCAAUAGCACUAAUAAUAACAGCAGCAGCAACAACAAAUCGGUGAUUGAUAGCUCAGAAUUCAAGUCCUUUUUCGAGCGGGUCGACUUGAACAAAGUACCCGAAGCGGAAGAUUCUGAUGUUGAAUGGGAAAGGAAUUAGGUGAACAAAAUCAACUCUCUUGCUUCCUAUUUCUUCUUCUUCUCCUUCAGUGGAGGCGACUACUGUAAUCAUAGUAGCCGCUAACAUGCGCCAAGGAGGUAUGUUAAGGUUAUGCCCGGUGAAAUGAUGAAGCAUUAAUUAAAAAAAAAAAAGAAAAACUUAUGUGGAUUAUUGGUAUUUAGCAAGUUCAUCUUUCUUAUAUUAUUAGAUUUUCUACUUGGGUUUUUUUCCCUUUCUUUUCUCCUUUUUAUAAAAUUGGGUAAGGAAAUUUUGGCCUUGUAAAAUGUAUAUUAGUUGGGUUAUUAUGAUCUAAUAUAGCUUUUGUCUCAAUUUCCAAUUUCACUAAUUUUAAGUUUUGAAGAAGAAAUGAAUACAAUACAAGAGAAAGGGACUUGGGCAGGUUUCUUUGCCUGGUAAUUUUCUAGCCCCGAGAGAGAGAGAGAGAGAGGGGAUGUUAAAAGCAGUGAGAAGCGGGAACACGGGUGGCCUACAGCCUUGCAGUUGUUGCAAAUAGCCAUGCUAACCACUAAAGUUGUAACUACUAAAGUGAUAGGAUUUGGAGUUAGGUAUUUUCUGGUUCUUCACUGUUGUUUAUUAUAGGACUUGUGGGCACCAGAAGAGAGAGAUUGCCAUCCUGGCUGGCUUGUGCAGUAUGAUUAUGAUGAUGGGGACCAACUUCAUGCCCUCCUAUGCCUAUUUUUUUUUAAUAUAAUUCUCUAUUUAACAGCUAAUUACAAAAAUUAAGCCUUAAUCAUACCCUGAUUUUACCUGCAUCUUUUUUGACUUGGUGUGUUUUCCUAUGUGUAGUCUGCAAAUUUAUGUGCCACUUUUUAGAUGAAUAGAUGGCAGAUGAGAUGACAAACAUUAGCCCACGAUUAGCGGACUAAUGAACUAACAUUUGUUUGAUGGUAUCUAGAUGGACUACCGUUCAAAUUCAGUCAGGCAAUUGUUAAGAAAAAUAAAAAAUAAAAAAUCUCUAAAGUUAGGAUGUUUGUAAUCAUCUCGGAUACUCGACAAUCAUUGCUGUUGGUUUGAGAAAACUGGGUUUCAGACGUACCAUGCUUCUGCGUUGUAUAAGGAAAUACAGACAACCUCUUAAUGUUCUGAGGCUCGUGUACAGUUCAGUUUCAGCAUAGCUAUAGAGGAUAAAAAAUGAGUCACCACUGGCAAAUUAAAGUAUUUAACAACUACCCAUAUUCAAGAACGUAGCAAGGACAACCUUUGAAUUCUAAGACAAUUAUAAGAAGCACCCAUUCUUGCUAGAAUCAUGUGUUCCAUAAGAUUACAAACUAUCUCCAAACAAUGUAUCUACAUCAGUUGUUUUCUCUUUUCUUUUUCCACUGCUUGUCCCUUCCCUUAUAUGGGAUAAUUAAAGAGGGAGGACUAGUGGCAGAAUGGAGAGAUAAACAAAAAUAAUUGGUCCCUAAUCACUUUGAUCCUGGCAAUUACUAGUAACUUAACAAUAUAAACAGCAAAAACGAGGUACAGAAUAAGCCAAAAUUGUACGUAGCCAAGCUCUUCCAACCUCUUAUCUGCUGAAGUUGAACCAGUUCAUGGAAGCAAUUGAUCCAGUUUGCCUUCCGCUCCUCAUUUUCGUUGCAGAACAUUUGGAUAUCAAGCUGUUCCUUCAAUGUCAUGCUUUAUUUGAAGGGCAGCUCUUACAACGUUUCCUCUUGUGAUAAUUCCAACCUUAAAGGGUAGGAAUAAUGGUUUAUUAAAACUACUGUUGCACAUGAGAGGUCAACAAAAAAAAAGACAUCCCUUACCAGUUUGCCCUCGGAAUCAACAACUGGAAGUCUACGAUAUUUUGUCUCCAGCAACAAUCUGAUACAAGACAAACGGACUAAGAAGUUAAUUAGGCUCCACCGUUUGGAAUGAAAGUAAACAGAUGGCAUAAAUUAAAGUAUCAAACACAACUAAUGGCAAGAGGAGAACAAAAGGGGCAUGAAAGAACCUUGCAGCAUCCUCAAGAUUAGUGGUUUCACGGACAACAACUGGGGCCGGGGUCAUUAAGUCACCAACAACCUUCCCAUUGGUUUUGCUGAGUAAAUUUUGUACCUCAUUAAAAGUCUGCAAUUAUCAUUGACGGAUCAAGUCAAAACAUCUUAUUAAGCCAUUGGGAAGUUUGAAGUCCAAACAACUAAAACCACGCCGAAUCACUUAGCGGGAUUUAGGUUGUUUCAUGUUUAAACAUUAAGGAUAAGGUAAUAAAACACAUUUUUAACUAUUUUCUUUUUGCACAACAGACUUUAACAUAACAAAAUAUGUUCUCUACAUGAAAUUUCAUUACAUCAGUUCAACAAUUUUAGAUUUUAUAGAACACAUAGAGAAGUGCUUGUGAGAGAGACUGUCUAUUUUUUUUUUUUUCUUUUCUACUCUACAAGUAGUCAUAAUUCAUUUAGAGUUCUUCAUUGAAAAAUUAGGUGGAUGAAAAUAAUGAGAUAGUUCAGAGUAGAGAAGGAAAUAUAUACAUAUUCAAGUAAUUAGAAGACAAAGACCACGUUAAGAAGGCCCUGAAAGAAAAAGUUCAACAUAGUAAGAAGGCACAUCUGUGCAAAUAAUUUUUACCAGCAGCAAAAAAUCGAGCAGGAACCAACCAGGAAAAGGAAUAAGUAGAAAAAAAGGGGCUUUCUUUGACAUCUUGAUCUGUUAUGCAAGGGUCAAUACAUCUAAGAAAACAAUGGAAGAAGAAAAAUAAUAAUCUAAGUCCCUUUCUCACUGCAGAGUGCAGAGAAAGCAAGUUUUCAGGUCAAACUUGCAAAAAGAAAAAAAGUCGAAAGGCAUUUAACUGCCAUAAAAUAAAUUUUUAUGCAGUGACCAAGCAUAAUUUGUACGCAUUACUGUUUCACAUGUAGUUUUAACUUACUUUCCAAGUGCUGUCAACCUCUGGAAACAUGCUGUUUGCAGUUCUUCCACCACCUAGAUGACAUACAGGAAAAUUCAUGCAGGUAAGAAUGUGGAAAAACGCAGCAUAUUUAAUUACCCUAUUAUGCUAAAAACUAUUAUUGAUCCAUUUUCUGCCCUAUUAUAGUGUUAAAAACCCCUAAGAUAUGUAAAAAGUUCCAUCAUGAACAAAUGCAAACUCAAGUAAAUAGAAAUGAACAAUUUGGCAAUAAUGUGACACCACCAUAUGUUAUCACUAUAAUAAUCUAAAAGUCAAUAAUUAUAAAUUUCUUUAAAACAUUAAAAACAAAAAUCUAGAAAAAAUAGUUCAAAUGCAUCCAUCAUUAAACAUCAAUUUCAAACCAUAUAUAUUAGUCAUUACCGAAAGAGGAAAGAAGAGAAGAAAAGGUCCACCGCCAAAUUUCAUAUUUUAAACAAGAAUACUAACCAUAACACAACAAGCACUA